Molecule: messenger RNA, 2407 nt
Organism: Synchiropus splendidus (mandarinfish)
Lineage: Eukaryota; Metazoa; Chordata; Actinopteri; Syngnathiformes; Callionymidae
Gene: smtnl2
Product: smoothelin, like
Exons: 11
Coding region: 380-2008 (542 amino acids)
Biological process (GO): actin cytoskeleton organization
Cellular component (GO): filamentous actin; microtubule organizing center
Molecular function (GO): protein binding
Source: RefSeq, a predicted model, not a curated record
CUCCGACAAGCUACUGUCUCAGAGUGUUGCCAAACCUUGGGUAUUCUCAAGACGGCAGUUUCGACUGGUUGACUGCACAAGGAAGGAGUUCCCAACCUGAGAGUUAAAACAAACCAGAGCGGACAGCGGAUCAGACCUGCUGAGGAUGGUCUGCAGAGGAGGGACAAUCUGACGUGUUACAGCUGAGGGAGCAUAACAUCCACAUUGGACGGAGUCGUGAAGCCAAGCAGGGGAUAGAAAUCAACAGACCUUUGCCCCCAUCCCUUCAACCUUCCCCUCCUUCCCCUCCAGACAAGAGCCCAGCACUCUGGCUGCGGCCUCACAUUCUCCAGCAGCCACCAACGCUGAUAGGUUGUCCCCCGGGGGCAGAGAAGUUCUGAUGGAAACCACCACCAUGACUGAGUUUGAAGACUUGUGUCACCCCCGCUCCACCUCUCCUGAAGACGAGACGGUGUGCUCAGCCCUGGCCCGGCAUGAGAACUCUCUGAGGGAUGCCAUCAGGGAGAUUCACAUGGACAUUGGCGCCUUUAAGAUGGGCAUGGAGCGUCGCUUAGAGGAGGCAGCCAACCUGAGUGGACCUCUUGGACGAACCGUGGCACAGCUGCAACAAGAAAACCGACAGCUCCGGAAUCAGCUGCAAGCCCUGACCCGGCAGGUGGAAUUGCUCAGCGGAAUGAUGUGUGAUCGCAGCCCUUCGCUUCACAAUAACCACACCAACAACCACAAGAGCCACUUGCAGGACAUACAGGAGAACCAUCAGGAAGUCAAGGAGGUCAUCUACGGCAAGGGAGAGGCUCAACUUCACAUUCAGCCCUGCACCCUAGGAGGCCAGGGCCAGACGUACGGGGGUCUGAGCAGCCCUGCCUCCUCUCCCAGUUCCAGCAGCCCUCCGACCGGAUCCAGAGUGUCGUCAGUGGUGACCGGAACCGUGCCCAGCAACAGCCCGUCCACCGCACGCUUCUCCAGCCGGGCCACCUUCGCCCUGUCCAAUAAAACCAAUAGUGUUGAACGUGAGGAGCCAAUAGAAGUGGACCCGGUCCCGACACGUGGAGGCCUGGAGAAUGGACACUCCACUGCUGCAGAACAUUCAGUGGCAGGACACGGGAAGACCUCUCCCCCAAACAACUUCCCAAAUGAACACACAGCUCCUGUUGCCAUGCGGAUGCCUCACCUCCCCAUUACGGCAACAACCAAAACAGCAGAACUGAGAGGGCUACCUGACUCGGACAGAAGCCCCACAGGGUCUCAUUCCUCACCUUUCUCUGAGGCCUUCGCCCUCAACCAGACCCCUGCCAGCUCCAACCCUCAACAGCAAAGAGCAGAAUCUCCGAUUCAGCCCGUCUCCUCCGUGAAGACUUGGACCCCAAAUCCCAUCAGAGCCAUGGGGUCUCCACGCUUACAAGAGAGGGUGAAUUCAGCUCCAGCCAAAUCUGUCACCUACUCAGGAAUAUCUGAACACAGGGAGGUUGAUGCUAUGGACAGGUUCUCUGGCCACGGUUGUGAGAGGAGGCGUGAGCUGGUGAGGUCACAAACUCUACCUCGAAGCAUCGGAGCACAGGCUCGCCGCUCCAUCUUCGAGAGACUGGACACCGAAGCUAUCAACGGGAGCCCCAAACAUGUAGAUCCCAAGCCCAAACUGAAGCGCUCGCAGAGUUUUGGAGUUUCCAGUGCCAGCAGCAUCAAGCAGAUCCUGCUGGAGUGGUGCCGCUCUAAAACCAUCGGGUACCAGAACAUAGACAUCCAGAACUUCUCGUCCAGCUGGAGUGAUGGGAUGGCUUUCUGCGCGCUGGUCCACUCCUUCUUCCCCACUGAGUUCGAUUACGAAGGGCUGACCCCCACCAACCGCAAACACAACUUUGAGCUGGCUUUUGGAACGGCAGAAGUGAAGGCGGGCUGUGAUCGACUCAUCGAGGUGGACGACAUGAUGAUCAUGGGCCGCAAACCUGACCCCAUGUGCGUCUUCACCUACGUCCAGUCUCUCUACAAUCAUCUACGCAAGUUUGAGUGAAGACCAGCCGGAGGAGAGGAGAGGUGCUUUGGAGAGAAGAUGUCGCCUCCUGGUGGCCGAGGAUGUUUCACACGCGCCACGGUCAUGCGUUUGUUGCUGAAGAACCCUGGGUGGUGUGCGCGCGCGUGUGCAAACCCAUGCAAUGAAGAUAAACGUCAUUUUUGUUCGCCCCGUGUUUUGAUGAAGAUGUACAGUGUUUGUGUGAUGCUUUGGUUUGUCUCCCUCCCUGAAUAACACGUGACAAGAGACGGUGCUCCUCAGAUGGACUUCAGAUGAUCGGCAGUUUGCUGAUCAUGCGCAGUGAAACAGUCGUCUUCAGUGACAAUGUGGCGAGUUCUGCGUGCGGCCGGCUGUGACGCGUGUGUUGAUUCGAAAAAGCAAUAAAUGUAAAUAAGUAUU